This is a messenger RNA of Melitaea cinxia (Glanville fritillary), 1617 nucleotides long. Its product is annotated as cytochrome P450 6k1-like. The transcript is spliced from 9 exons. Bases 1 to 1491 code for a protein of 496 amino acids. Gene Ontology annotation, molecular function: iron ion binding; heme binding; oxidoreductase activity, acting on paired donors, with incorporation or reduction of molecular oxygen. Lineage: Eukaryota; Metazoa; Arthropoda; Insecta; Lepidoptera; Nymphalidae. The record is from RefSeq and is a predicted model, not a curated record.
AUGUAUCUGUUAUUAAUAUUAGUUAGUAUAAUUCUGUGUGUUACGACCUUACUUUACUUAUGGUGGUCUAAAGUCAAGAGAUAUUGGGCAGAUCGUGAUGUUCCCCAUCUACCACCAGUUCCGUUUCUGGGUAGUAUGACUUUUCUCAUGAGAGAGAAUAUUGGAUAUUGGUUACAACGGAUGUAUAAACAAUUUGAUAGUCCUUAUGUAGGAGUUUGGAUCUUCUGGAGACCUGGUCUUCUUAUUAAUUCACCAACAUUAGCCAGAAACAUAUUAACUAAAGACUUCGAUGUUUUUAGGAAUCGCUUUUUGAGCUCAGGUGCAACAGAUCCAAUUGGUUCACUCAAUCUCUUUACUGCUAAUGAUGAUCUUUGGACAAAUAUUCGAAAACAACUUGGUGGGCUAUAUACAGGUGCGAAGCUCAGAAAUUUCCAAGAUUACAUUCGAAAUAAAGCUAAGGAAUUAGUUCAAAGAAUCCACAAUGAACGCCACAAUAAGUUUGAUAUUAUGACUAUUUUUGCUGACUACACAACCGACGUAAUUGGUACUACGGCGUUUGGAAUCAAGAGUGACGCAACCUUGACAGGAGCAGGACCGAUAAGAGACAUCACGAAUGAUUUCUCAAGAUACAGUUUAUACAGAAGUAUAGGAGCGUGCAGCAUAUUCUUUUUUCCGGAACUGGUUGAUAUUUUCCGAUUUAAAUUUUUCCCGACAUCUUCAAUCAAUUACUUUAAGAAAAUAUUUAGUACAAUUUUAUCGCAACGUGAAAUAAACGAGAAGGGCAAAGACGUUAAAGAUCUAAUGGACUUCUUGAUUAAUAUCAAAAAAGAAAACGAAUCUAUUUCAAAUGAUGUAUUAAUAGCUCAAGCUGCUAUAUUCCUGCUAGGUGGAUACGAUACUACAGCAGGACUUCUCACAUUCGCAACUUAUGAACUGGCCUAUAACCCCGAAAUACAGGAAAAAUUAUAUGAAGAAUUAUUAGAGGCUAAACGCUGUAAGGAUGCUGAUUCAAUUCACGAUUUUGACAUGACAACACUUGCUGAAUUGCCAUAUCUUAACGGGGUCAUGAAAGAAACACUUCGAUUGUAUAAUACAAUGGGAUGGAUUGAUAGAAUAGCUUCAGAAGACUACAAGGUAGAUGACGACUUGACUAUAGAGGCUGGUACCGUGAUUUAUAUCAACUCAUUCGGAAUUCAAAUAGAUCCUAAAUACUAUCCUGACCCACAUAAGUUUGAUCCUGAGAGAUUUUUACCAGAAAACAGGCGUAACAUCGUACCUCACACCUUUUUACCUUUUGGAGACGGACCAAGAGGUUGCAUUAGCAAGAGGUUUGGUAACAUGACGGUACAAUUUGCUCUGGCACACAUGUUACUUAAAUACAAAAUUCUUCCGUACCCCAAUUCACCCAAGCCUUCAGAGAUCAAAAUCAGUACCAAAACUGUUUGGUUCUUUCCAGAGGAAGAUAUGCAUGUUCAGUUCAUCCCGAGAUAAUGUUUUACUACCUAUUUAAUGUUGUAAUUAAAAAAAGUUUUAAACGUGUAUUUAGUAUUGAUCGAAAGGAAAAAGAAAAUCGAUUUGAUUUACUUAUUCUCAUAUAUCAACACUAAAUCUUUUAAA